CCCUGCCUCCAGCCUCGGGCUGCGCACCGUCUGCUGGAUCUGCGAGCGCCGAGCACAGCGGCCAGACCGGACCUCGCUGCCCGGGGCACCAUGAGCCGCAGCCUGGACGCGGCGCGGAGCUUCCUGCAUCAGUUGGAGGCUCGGGGCGGCCGGGAGGGGGCGGUCCUCGCCAGCGAGUUCAGAGACAUCCGGGCCCGCUCAGCCGCCUGGAAGACUGACAGUGUGUGCUCCACUGAGGCUGGCAGUUUGCCAGGGAACGUGAGGAAGAACCGCUACAAAGAUGUGCUACCCUAUGAUCAUACACGAGUGAUCCUCUCCCUGCUGCAUGAGGAGGGCCACAGCGACUACAUCAAUGGCAACUUCAUCCGGGGCACAGAUGGAAGCCAGGCCUACAUUGCCACGCAAGGACCUCUGCCUCACACCUUGCUAGACUUCUGGCGCCUGGUCUGGGAGUUUGGGGUCAAGGUGAUCCUGAUGGCUUGUCGAGAGAUGGAGAAUGGACGGAAAAAGUGUGAGCGUUACUGGGCCCAAGAACAGGAACCACUACAGAUUGGGCUUUUCUACAUCACUCUGACAAGAGAGACAUGGAUGAAUGCAGACAUAAUUCUCAGGACCCUCCAUGUCACCUUUCAGAAGGAAUCCCGUUCUGUGUACCAGCUGCAGUAUAUGUCCUGGCCAGACAGAGGGGUCCCCAGCAGUCCUGACCAUUUGCUUGCUAUGGUGGAGGAAGCCCAUCGCCUACAGGGCUCUGGCCCCAGCCCCUUCUGUGUCCACUGCAGCGCUGGCUGUGGGCGGACAGGUGUCCUGUGCUCUGUGGAUUAUGUGAGGCAGUUGCUCCUGACCCAGAUGAUCCCACCCAACUUCAGCCUCUUUGAUGUGGUCCUUGAGAUGCGCAGGCAGCGGCCUGCGGCAGUGCAGACAGAGGAGCAGUACAGGUUCCUGUACCAGACUGUGGCUCAGAUGUUUUGCUCAGCACUGCAAAAUGCAGGUCCCCAGUACCAGAACCUCAAAGAGAAUUGUGCCCCACUCUACGAUGAUGCCUUGUCCCUCGGGAUUUCUCAAGCCCUUCCUGCCACAAUUCGAGCACCAGGCAGCGUCCUCAGGAGCAUCUCGGUGCCCGCGCCCCCGGCCCGCGCCAUGGCCGACACGUACGCGGCGGUGCAGAAGCGCGGGGUCCCCAGCGCGGGCGCGGACGGAGCGCCGAUCUACAGCCAGGUGACGCCGCGCGGGCGCCGGCCCCAGGCUCCCACGGACGACGCGCGGCGGACACCGCCCGGGCCUGUUCCGGUUGAACAGAGGCCUGCUGGGCCCGGCGCCUAUGAGGAUGUGGCUGACAGAGCUCAAAGCAGUGGGCUAGGCUUCAACCUGCGCAUUGGAAGGCCUAAAGGGCCCCGGGACCCUCCUGCCGAGUGGACCCGGGUGUGAGUGUUGCACCCCACCUGCCUGUUGCCCCACAGGGGCUUCUGGACAGCUGACAGCCAUUCUCUGCUGUGUGAAGUGCUGGGAAGGGGAAUGUUGGACCUGGAUUAAAAUAAAAGUUUCUCAGGGUUGGAAA
Manis pentadactyla (Chinese pangolin) is the source of this 1555-nucleotide messenger RNA. RefSeq names its product protein tyrosine phosphatase non-receptor type 18 (gene PTPN18). NCBI's taxonomy places the organism in Eukaryota, Metazoa, Chordata, Mammalia, Pholidota, Manidae. Bases 91 to 1425 code for a protein of 444 amino acids. Gene Ontology annotation, cellular component: cytoplasm; nucleus. Gene Ontology annotation, molecular function: non-membrane spanning protein tyrosine phosphatase activity. Gene Ontology annotation, biological process: peptidyl-tyrosine dephosphorylation. The record is from RefSeq and is a predicted model, not a curated record. The transcript is spliced from 15 exons.